CACCAACAAAAUGGUUUACAUGAAUCUAAUAUAUAUUUAACACAAGUUGCAAUAUAUAUUAUUAUUAUGCAAUCUGUUUCUUCAGAUAGGAGUGUUUUGUUUUCAAAGAGUGCACUCUUAAGCAUAAUAAGGUGAAAAGGAACAACAUAACUUCAUUUCUAUUCACUGCAAAAUAAAGCUAUACAAAGAUCAAUGUUGUAACUGUGAUGUUUGAUUGGAGAAUGAGUGCAUCUGAGGGAGCAGUACAUGUUAUUCAUUUUACUGAUAGGACUUUGCAAGAAGUAAACAAGGUUGAUUAUGCAGUAGAAAGAAGGAAAUCACUUCAUGCUCGUUAUUAUUUUGGCAUUCUAUUCUUCAUAAUGAAUCUUGUUGCAUGGUUUUUUCGCGAUUAUGGACAAAAUGUUCUUCCUUGGAUUCAUUAUAUCAAAGCUUGUGGAAAUGAAGGAGAUGAUUGUUUUCAUUCACUGGGGGUUCUUCGAGUGAGUUUAGGAUGCUUUAUAUUUUUCUUGGUCAUGUUUGUGACCACAGUAAAAACAAGGAAAUUAUGUGAAGGUAGAAACUCAUGGCAUUCUAGAUGGUGGGAAUUGAAGGCUGUUUUAUUGCUUCUAUCAAUGGCAUUACCAUUCUUCAUCCCUUCACAAUUUGUUCAAAUAUAUGGUGAAAUAGCUCGUAUUGGCGCAGGGAUUUUUCUUCUAUUACAACUUGUGAGUGUGAUCCAUUUUAUCAUGUGGUGGAAUAACUACUGGACCGCAGAUGAAGAAACCAAAGAGAGGUGCUCCCUUGGACUUGUUAUGUCAACACUGUUCUAUGUCUGUGCUAUAUGUGGAAUUGUGUAUAUGUAUGCAUCAUAUGCCUCAAAAUCUUCAUGUUCUCUCAACAUAUUUUUCAUCACAUGGACAUCAAUUCUUCUUGCUGUAAUGAUGGUUAUAUCAUUAAACUCAAAGGUUAAUAGAGGCCUUUUAUCCUCAGGAAUUAUGGCUUCUUAUAUUGUUUUUCUAUGUUGGUGUGCAAUCAGAAGUGAACCUGCCACCAUAAGAUGUGACACAAAGAACCAAGAAACUCGAAACGGUAGCUGGAUUACUAUACUUGGCUUCCUUAUUGCUAUAUUUGCCAUUGUUUUGGCUGCCUUUUCAACAGGCAUUGAUUCAAAAUGCUUUCAGUUUUCCAAAAACAAAGUUGAAAAUGAAGAUGACAUUCCUUACAACUAUGGAUUUUUCCACAUGGUGUUCUCCUUGGGAGCAAUGUACUUUGCAAUGUUGUUCAUAAGUUGGGAUCUGAAUAACUCAGCCAGGAAGUGGAGCAUUGAUGUUGGUUGGAUAAGUACAUGGGUGAAGGUUCUCAAUGAGUGGUUUGCAGCAACUAUUUACAUAUGGAUGUUGAUUUCACCAGUUGUGAGACAGAAUAAAGUUAUGGAUAAUGGUACAACUGCCUCAAUUGAUGCAUGAUGGACAAUGGAAGAGUCAUCAAUAUUUUUUCUUCUUUUAAUUUGUUUUUGUAUGCUUCAAAUGCAUUUAAUCUUUAGUGGUUCAAAGGAAAAACUAGCUAUUAAUAAAAUAAAAUGAUGAUUUUUUUUUUCUUUGGCUGAAA
This is a messenger RNA of Lathyrus oleraceus (garden pea), 1587 nucleotides long. RefSeq lists its product as uncharacterized. The coding region runs from base 207 to 1445 and encodes 412 amino acids. Gene Ontology annotation, cellular component: membrane. NCBI's taxonomy places the organism in Eukaryota, Viridiplantae, Streptophyta, Magnoliopsida, Fabales, Fabaceae. The record is from RefSeq and is a predicted model, not a curated record. The transcript has 12 exons.